AUGUCGUUCUUGUGUGUUGGACCACGGAAUUCUGGCAAGACGAUGCUUCUCAACAGCAUUCAAUACCCUGGCAGUGUCAAUUUCACGACACAUUCUGUGAACACAGUCGGAACUAACAUCUUUACCAUUCACAAUCUCGAGAAGCCAUUGAAGAAGGGAUCGAAGAAAAAUAUCGCAAUUCGUGAGUUGGGUGGUGAGAUGGCUGUGAUGUGGAAGAAAUAUUACUCGGAGAGUGUCGAGAAGAUUCUGUUUGUUGUCGACACAUCCAACUUGUGCCAAAUUUCUUGUGCUGGCGUUCUUUUGUAUUCGAUUCUCGCUGAGCCAAAGCUGCAAAAAGCUAAAAUUUGUCUGGUGCUGACGAAAAUGGAUUACGCCUAUCGACAAAUGAGAAACGAAGCCUUGUUGAUGUUGCAAAUUGAGAGGCUGAAAGCUCAAGUUUCACAAGAAAUCACAAUAAUUGAAUCGAGUGCUAUCACCAGAGAAGGUCUCGACCAGAUUGUCGAAUGGCUGUUUAAUUGAGUUUCUCUCGAG
Molecule: messenger RNA, 531 nt
Organism: Clunio marinus
Lineage: Eukaryota; Metazoa; Arthropoda; Insecta; Diptera; Chironomidae
Source: the annotation of a GenBank genome assembly